Messenger RNA from Cottoperca gobio, 3068 nucleotides. It is a transcript of the gene lmbr1l, whose product is annotated as limb development membrane protein 1-like. Gene Ontology annotation, molecular function: transmembrane signaling receptor activity. The transcript is spliced from 17 exons. The record is from RefSeq and is a predicted model, not a curated record. Gene Ontology annotation, cellular component: plasma membrane. The coding region runs from base 204 to 1685 and encodes 493 amino acids. NCBI's taxonomy places the organism in Eukaryota, Metazoa, Chordata, Actinopteri, Perciformes, Bovichtidae. Gene Ontology annotation, biological process: receptor-mediated endocytosis; signal transduction.
CCCCUCCUUGUUUGUCUUUUAUCAGAGUGAGUGAAGCUAGCAACACGCAGGCUAGCUCAGCAGUUUAAAUGCAGCCGGGCUAGACAGCCACACAUCCACGGCAUUACUAACAAAAUGCCCCGUGUUUUAACUUUUUAACAAUUCCCCCCCCCCCCCCCCCUCCAGCGCUUUUAAGCCUGAGGAUACUGUUAUGGUUUCGGAGAAUGGAAACGGACGACGUGUCGGUUAGAGAGCAACUUUUCCACAACCGUGUCCGGGAGACCAUAAUUUGUGUACUCCUGUUUACAUGCCUUUACAUGGUGUCCUACCUCAUACUUACCCAUUUCAAGAAGACUGCUGAGUUUGUCACAGAUGAUAUUGAAGAUGCCACCGUCAACAAAAUUGCGCUGUGGCUGUGUACGUUCACCCUGUCUGUUGCAGUGUGUGCUGUGCUCCUUCUCCCCAUCUCCAUUCUGUCCAACGAGGUGCUGCUCACCUUCCCACAGAGCUACUACAUGCAGUGGCUCAAUGGAUCUCUUAUCCACGGAUUGUGGAACCUAGUUUUCCUUUUCUCCAAUUUGUCCCUGGUCUUCCUCAUGCCGUUUGCCUACUUCUUCACAGAGUCUGAGGGAUUUGCAGGGUCCAGAAAGGGGGUUAUGGCACGAGUGUAUGAAGCUGUUGUGCUGCUGUUGCUGCUGGCUCUGCUUGUGCUGGGCAUUGUGUGGGUGGCAUCAGCCCUCCUCCACGACAACAUAGCCAGGAAGAGCCUCUACGACCUGUGGGAGUAUUACCUCCCCUACCUGUACUCGGGCAUCUCUCUGUUUGGAGUGUUGCUGCUUUUGUUGUGCACUCCCUUUGGGUUGUCCCGAAUGUUCAGUGUGACCGGAAGCCUAUUGGUCAAACCGCGGCUGUUGGAAGAUGUAGAAGAGACUUUGAGCUGCACUACAUUCGAGGAAGACUCGCUCUCCAGGAAACUGAACUGUGGCACUACGACAUCAUGCUGGGUCAAGCUGAACAUGGAGGCGAUGAAAAAAGAGCACCAAACACUCCGGAGCAAGCGCAUUGCCCUGGAAAUGCGUAGGAAAGCGUCCCCGUGGCAGAGAAACCUGGGCUAUCCACUGGCCAUGCUUAUGCUCCUCGCACUGACGGUGAUGUGUGUACUGAUGGUCUGUUUUAAUGUGUUGGAGUUGCUCCUGGAUGACACAGCCAUGCCCAGAGGAAUGGAGGACCCUCAUCUGGGGAUGGCCUCCUUCUCCAUGUUCGGCUCACUGGGCGCUGCAGUUCAAGUAGUCCUUAUCCUCUACCUGAUGGUGUCCUCAGUGGUGGGCUUCUACAGUUCUCCUCUCUUCACUGGCCUCCUGCCUCGUGCACAGGACACUAACCUCACACAGAUAAUUGCAAACUGCGUUUCACUGCUUAUCCUGAGCUCAGCACUGCCGGUCUUCUCACGCACACUUGGGAUCACCCGCUUCGAUCUACUGGGAGACUUUGGUCGCUUUAACUGGCUUGGGAACUUCUACAUCGUCUUCCUGUAUAACAUGCUGUUUGCUGGUCUCACCUCGGCAUCUCUGAUCAAGACGGUCACCUGGGCAGUGCAGAGAGAGCUCAUCCGUGCCUUUGGUCUCCACAGACUGCCUUUAACUGUGUCACGCUCCACCGUCCCCUUCAGACUCCUCCUGGCCAGUGGACUGUCUAAAAUCCAAUGACUUUUCCUCCUCACUACUGACUUUCUUGACAUUUAGAAACUCGGCUACUUCAAAUGUGCACCUAUUAGAUUAAAGGCACUUGCAAUUCAGUCCCUUUGCCAGUUGGUACUCAGUUCAGGUUCGCCCAGUGUGAAGAAACCGGAGAAGGUGACGAGUCCUUCUGCACCGUGUCCAGUGGGAGCUUUACUUUAAGCUGUGUUUGAUGAGCAAUAUAUCAGGGUCCAAUUUUGUGCAGUUAUCUUCUGCGGUUAGCAUGGUAACAUGGUUAUGACUAGAACAAGGCGAAAAGGAAUUUAAGCCAUAUUGGAUAAUAUUGGUUCUGCCAUAGUGGACAAUAAGAGAGCAAUCCCCCCACAAAGCCUGAUGCCUCAUGGAAAGAGGAUCCAGUGGAUAGCUGUUGUUCGGUUGACACAUGAGAAUGUCAGCAGAGUUAUUUUGAAAUAUUACAUUGUAACUGUGACGUAAUUUCCUCUUCCUGCUCCAGGUCACUUGAGUGCUCUCUCUUUCUCUGUGGCUUCCCCACGCUUUCCCCUCUUUGGUUUUACCACUAUUUUAAGAUUGGGGCUCUUACUUCCAUGUGUUUGGUGGUCCAGUCUGAACCAGUGUUAUGUUAGUUAAUGAAAGGAAGUUGUUAUUGGGAGGAAAUAGGACACAGAGUACCUUCUCUAUCUAUGGAUCUGCAGGUUACACAGGGAAUAUGCGAGUAAUAAGCUCAGUGUUGGAGCUCUUCUACAAACUCAGUUUACAAGUAGAAUUAGGAGCAUUUGCUGUGGUGAUCAUUAAGCAGGGUUUUAAAAAAAUUGGUAGAUGACAGUAAGUUUACUGAGUAUGGGAAUUACUCAUUCAUUUACAAAAAUACACUAAAAAGAAAGCUUUACACUUUGUCUUAUGUAAGACUUUUAAAGGCCAUGUGACACUCGCUAGGAGGAACUUCUGCCUUUGACCAAUUAAACUGUGAAUUAAGAAUUGAUGUGGGGAAGUGCAAUAUUUUAUAAGUAAACGCACAUGUUUUAACUUUACCAAAAGUCAUUUCUAAAUCUUCUUUUAUGCUUUCUUUUAAUUUUCUGUGAAGUAUAUUUUCAUCUCAUUCUUACGCUGGGUGAAAGCUUAUAAUAGUUUCUGGAAUGUUUUCAAAAAAGCGAAUGUGACCAUCAAUCCAUGCAAUCGUUUUCGGUGUCAGUUUUUAUAUUUUGAUAACCUAAAUUCAAUUAUGUUUAAAAGCUGAAUCUCAUCAUCUUCAAUGUGUUGGUGACCCUGUGUCACUGUUUGCCUCGGCUGCUGUAUCAGCAGGUUAUUAGCUGUUGGUUUGACCAGCAGGGGACAGUGUCUCUUAAACCCAACACCAGCCUCUGUGUUGGGGGAGUCUCUCUCUGCUUAGUUAUU